CCCGAGGGACGGGGCCCUAGGCGGUGGUGAUGGGGGCCGCCCGGAUCGCGCCCGGCCUGGCGCUCCUGCUCUGCUGCCCGGUGCUCAGCUCCGCAUACGCUCUGGUGGAUGCAGAUGACGUCAUGACCAAAGAGGAGCAGAUCUUCCUGCUGCACCGCGCCCAGGCCCAAUGCGAGAAGCGGCUCAGAGAAGUCCAGCAGAGGCCAGCUGACAUAAUGGAAUCGGACAAAGGAUGGGCAUCUGCGUCCACAUCAGGGAAGCCCAGGAAAGAGAAGGCAUCCGGGAAGCUCUACCCUGAAUCUGAGGAAGACAAAGAGGCUCCCACUGGCAGCAGGCGCCAAGGGCGCCCCUGCCUGCCCGAGUGGGACCACAUCCUGUGCUGGCCGCUGGGGGCACCAGGCGAGGUGGUGGCCGUGCCCUGUCCGGACUACAUUUACGACUUCAAUCACAAAGGCCAUGCCUACCGUCGCUGUGACCGCAAUGGCAGCUGGGAGCUGGUGCCGGGGCACAACCGGACCUGGGCCAACUACAGCGAGUGCGUCAAGUUCCUGACCAACGAGACCCGGGAGCGGGAGGUGUUUGACCGCCUGGGCAUGAUCUACACCGUGGGCUACUCCGUCUCGCUGGCCUCCCUCACCGUGGCUGUGCUCAUCCUGGCCUACUUCAGGUGGCUGCACUGCACACGCAACUACAUCCACAUGCACCUGUUCCUGUCCUUCAUGCUUCGCGCCGUGAGCAUCUUCGUCAAGGACGCGGUGCUCUACUCGGGCUCCGCCCUCGACGAGGCCGAGCGCCUCACGGAGGAAGAGCUGCGCGCUGGCUGCCGGGUGGCCGUGACCUUCUUCCUUUACUUCCUGGCCACCAACUACUACUGGAUCCUGGUGGAGGGGCUGUACCUACACAGCCUCAUCUUCAUGGCCUUCUUCUCUGAGAAGAAGUACCUGUGGGGCUUCACAGCCUUCGGCUGGGGUCUGCCCGCCAUCUUCGUGGCUGUGUGGGUCAGUGUGAGAGCUACCCUGGCCAACACCGGGUGCUGGGACUUAAGCUCCGGGAACAAGAAGUGGAUCAUCCAGGUGCCCAUCCUGGCCUCCAUUGUGCUCAACUUCAUCCUGUUCAUCAACAUCGUGCGGGUGCUGGCUACCAAGCUGCGGGAGACCAAUGCCGGCCGGUGUGACACUCGGCAGCAGUACCGGAAGCUGCUCAAAUCCACACUGGUGCUCAUGCCGCUCUUUGGCGUCCACUACAUCGUCUUCAUGGCCACGCCGUACACUGAGGUCUCAGGGACGCUCUGGCAAGUCCAGAUGCACUACGAGAUGCUCUUCAACUCCUUCCAGGGAUUUUUUGUCGCCAUCAUAUACUGUUUCUGCAAUGGCGAGGUGCAGGCUGAGAUCAAGAAGUCCUGGAGCCGCUGGACGCUGGCACUGGAUUUCAAGCGCAAGGCACGCAGCGGGAGCAGCAGCUACAGCUAUGGCCCCAUGGUGUCUCACACAAGUGUGACCAACGUAGGCUCCCGCGCAGGGCUCGGCCUGCCCCUCAGCCCCCGCCUGCUGCCCGCUGCCACCACCAACGGCCACCCCCAGCUGCCUAGCCACACCAAGCCAGCGGCCCCGGCCCUCCAGACCACACCACCAGCUGCGGCCACUUCCAAGGAUAACGGCUUCCUCAACGGCUCCUGCUCGGGGCUGGAUGAGGCCUCUGGGCCAGAGCAGCCCCCCGCCGUGUUGCAGGAGGAGUGGGAGACAGUCAUGUGAUGGGACCCAAGGGCUGGACAUAUGGACCUAGGGCAGAUAAAUGGACCGAGAGACAGAUGGUUGGUGGCUGCCCACUCAUGGCUGGGCUGGGGGGACGAAACAAGAAAGAAAAAAAAGGAAAA
This is a messenger RNA of Miniopterus natalensis, 1873 nucleotides long. The record is from RefSeq and is a predicted model, not a curated record. Lineage: Eukaryota; Metazoa; Chordata; Mammalia; Chiroptera; Miniopteridae.